Messenger RNA from Glycine soja, 1309 nucleotides. Its product is annotated as cytosolic sulfotransferase 5-like. Gene Ontology annotation, cellular component: cytoplasm. The coding region runs from base 60 to 1067 and encodes 335 amino acids. Gene Ontology annotation, biological process: sulfation. Gene Ontology annotation, molecular function: sulfotransferase activity. The record is from RefSeq and is a predicted model, not a curated record. The transcript has a single exon. NCBI's taxonomy places the organism in Eukaryota, Viridiplantae, Streptophyta, Magnoliopsida, Fabales, Fabaceae.
GAAAAAAGCGAAAACACAAGCAAUCCUCAGGAUCGAAUCCCUUUCUCUCGAUCCACACAAUGCCAACGGAAGCUGAAUCUAGUGUUACGCCCAAAUACCUGCAAGAGAAUGAACUGAGCCAAGAGUGUAAGGAAGUGAUAUCCACCUUACCCAUGGAAAGAGGUUGGGUUGCAAGCCAUCUGCACCAAUACCAAGGCUUCUGGCACACCACCAGGCAGCUUCAAGGGGUUCUAUCUUGUCAAAAGCAUUUUAAGGCCCUUGACACAGAUGUCCUCAUUGUAAGCACUCCCAAAUCAGGCACCACUUGGCUCAAAGCUUGGACAUUUUCCUUGCUUCACAGAAACCAACAUGAUCCAAAUACCCAAAACCAAAACCAUCCUUUGCUAUUCAACAACCCCCAUUUUCUUGUUCCAUUCUUGGAACUAGACCUCUACAUUGAUGACAACACUCUUCCCGACCUUACUUCAUUGAUCACCUCUCCAAGGCUCUUCUCCACACAUCUCCCUUAUGUGUCACUUCCAAAAUCUGUGCAAGAAUCAGCUUGCAAGAUCAUUUAUCUCUGUAGAGACCCCAAAGAUGCUUUCAUUUCACUAUGGCAUUUCACAAACAUGCUUAGGCCCAAGAGCCGAGGGAUGAACUCACUCCAAGAGGCAUUUGACAAGUUUUGCAGAGGAGUGAGUCUCUAUGGGCCCUUCUGGGCCCAUGUGUUGGACUAUUGGCAGAAGAGCCUGUCAGAGCCCAACAAGAUCAUGUUUAUGAGGUUUGAAGAAAUGAAAAUGAAGCCCAGGCUUGUUUUGCAAGAGCUUGCUACUUUUGUGGGUUGCCCGUUUUCCAAAGAAGAGGAGGAAGCUGGUGUGGUGGAUCAUAUUUUGAAGCUGUGUAGCUUUGAUAACUUGAGCAACUUGCAAGUGAACAAGAAUGGGAAACUCUCCUCUGGUGAAGAACACAAAGCUUUCUUCCGCUGUGGCCAAAUUGGUGACUGCAAAAAUCAUCUCACUGCUGAGAUGAUCCAACAACUCAACACCAUCACUCAAGAGAAACUAGCUGAACAUGGACUGAGGUUUUAGAUUAUAUCGUUAUUAUUUGCAAUUUUUAAUACUUGGUAUUAUGUCAUGUGUGCAAAAAAAUAAAUAGAAUUCCUUUUAAAUCUAGCUUUUGAGGGGAUGAAACAAAAGGGACGAGAGAAACUCACAUUUUCCUCGCCAAAGCGUGCAAUAAUAAUAACGCUAUUAUUGUGUUUGUGUUUGCAAUUUGAUGUAUGGCUGAAUCGUACGUAAUGCACUAAUGUUACUUACACUAAUUACGUUGA